Messenger RNA from Arabidopsis lyrata subsp. lyrata, 902 nucleotides. RefSeq lists its product as uncharacterized. The coding region runs from base 98 to 769 and encodes 223 amino acids. Gene Ontology annotation, cellular component: peroxisome. The transcript has 3 exons. The record is from RefSeq and is a predicted model, not a curated record. NCBI's taxonomy places the organism in Eukaryota, Viridiplantae, Streptophyta, Magnoliopsida, Brassicales, Brassicaceae. Gene Ontology annotation, biological process: regulation of gene expression.
CAUCAUCAGCCACCGCUAUAAUAAAAUCCCUAAAUUGACAAAGUGCCUCAUCAGCCCUCAAAGCUAGCGUCUCUGGAGAACUUGCUACGUCGAAACCAUGUCCACUUUGGUCCCUUUGCUGCCCGCCAGCGAGAGAUCCACACAUGCAUAUGGAGCGCAUGAUGAAACAUUAGUCGUAUGGGACAUAGAGGACUACAAAAUCCCUGAAAGCAUCGAUCCUUGUUUGAUCAACUAUAAAAUCGCAAGAGCUAUUGUCAAGCGUCCUCAUAUAAGGAUGUUGGAAGUGUCCAUCUGGAUUUUCGGUUCUGCUGAGAAUGCAUGGUUGACUGAAUCGCAAGACAAACUUUGGAAAUCCGAGUUUGAAGUCUGUCUCCACAAAGGGGAUAGACGUACCAGAUUAAACAUGAUUCUAGCGGAAGUAAUUUACCAUGUAUGGAGCUUGGAUGAUCCAAUAAAUUUGCUGGUACUCUCGGAAAACAAGGAGAAGAUGGAACAAGACCCCAAAUUUUGCAGAUUUCGUCAAGCUUUAGAAAACAAAGGUUUCUUUGUUGCCUUAGCACACCCUGAGACACUCAUUAACCAAGAAACUGCCGUUGAAGAGCCGCCAGAUUUUACCCCAAUACCUUACUAUCAAACCACAAGUGACAACACGCUUAAGCUAGCUUACUGGACCAAAGAAGAUGAUGAUGCUUUCAGAUCUAAUCAUAAAGAAAAAUGCCCCGGACAGCCAUCGAAUCUCUUUGUCCUUGGCGCAGAAGAAAAUCACUAGACAAAUACAAUUCUUAAGUCAUCCUUUGUUAUUUAUGCUAUAUACGAUGCUUACUUGUUCUAUCUUUCUCUGUAUUGUUUACUCAACGCCUAUCAUUACCCCCAAUUUCCACCGCUUGCGCUUCUUCAGGUCC